Brassica oleracea var. oleracea is the source of this 1479-nucleotide messenger RNA. RefSeq lists its product as uncharacterized. Lineage: Eukaryota; Viridiplantae; Streptophyta; Magnoliopsida; Brassicales; Brassicaceae. The transcript has 2 exons. The record is from RefSeq and is a predicted model, not a curated record. The coding region runs from base 1 to 1479 and encodes 492 amino acids.
AUGGAAUUUCCACCGGCUUUCAGAAAUCUGAUCCAUCAGUGUAUAUCAACUACUCGGUUCUCAGUGGCUAUAAAUGGGGAGUUGUGCGGGUAUUUCAAAGGUACUAAAGGUCUUCGUCAAGGUGAUCCUCUCUCACCCUACCUUUUUGUACUUUGCAUAGAAGUGUUCUCUCAGCUCCUACGAGCUAAGUACACAGACGGCUCCAUACGCUACCACCCAAAAGCGUCCGACCCUGCAGUGUCUCACUUGGCGUUCGCAGACGACAUUAUGGUAUUUUUCGAUGGGUCUAGGUCCUCUCUUCAGAAUAUUUCAGAGGUGUUUGAUGUUUUUUCAAGAUGGUCGGGUCUGACGAUGAACAAAGAGAAAACAGAGCUUUAUGCAGGGGGUUUGAACCAGUCUGAAACCUCUGACUUGACAAGUCUGGGUUUCACUCUUGGUUCCCUUCCUAUCCGGUAUCUCGGGUUGCCGCUGAUGCAUAGGAAGCUGCGAAUAUCUGACUAUAGACCUCUACUGGACAAGGUUGCGGGUUGUUUCACCAACUGGUCGGCUAGAGCCCUUUCAUAUGCAGGGAGGAAGCAGCUUAUCUCCUCUGUUAUAUACGGAUCUAUCAAUUUUUGGGCUUCAGCUUUCAUUCUCCCAAAGAGAGCCAACUUGGGCACGGGUCUUUCUAUCAGUUUUUGGUGGGACCAAUGGACACCACUAGGCCAACUUAUCAAUCUCUUUGGGGUUAGUGGUCCGAGGGAGCUUAAUGUACCUCUCUUUGCCUCUGUGUCUGAAGCAUGCAACAUCUCGGGAUGGGCCCUUCCGGGUGCUCGUUCACCUGCCGCAGAACAGCUACAAGUCUACCUCACCACCAUCCCUCUUCCCUCCGUUGAAAGUCCGAGUGACAAUUACUUUUGGCUGGUGAAUGAUGUGUCAUUUGAUAAAUUUAUAGCCAAAUCCACUUGGGAAGACAUGAGACAGCGUGCUUCUAUUAAAUCUUGGACAAGCCAUGUCUGGUUCAAGGGUUCUGUGCCUAGACAUUCUUUCUUGAUGUGGCUUGUUCACCUUGAUAGACUUCCUACAAGAGCUAGGCUUGCUAGUUGGGGUCUUAAUACUCCUACUUCUUGCUGUCUUUGUGAUGAUUUUGUUGAAUGCAGGGAUCAUCUUUUUCUAACCUGCUCUUGGAGCCAGGAACUGUGGCGUCUUACUCUCUCCAGACUAGGUGUCACGGUAGCAGGAUUCUAUACUUGGACAGCCUUCUCAGUUUGGCUGGAUAUCAAAGAUGCAACUACCACAAGGUAUCUCAAACGCCUUGUGGUCCUUGCAACAAUCUACUGCAUCUGGUUUGAAAGAAAUAAAAGGCUUCAUGACAACAUUUCCACUUCUCCUCGAACGAUCUUCAAGCAAUUGGAUCGCUUUAUCAGGGAUGCCAUUCUGUCAAAGAGAAAUCGAAGGCAAUAUGGUACUCUGAUGCAGGAGUGGCUUCGCUAUGACUGA